GAGACCUGCGGUACCGCUGGCUUAGUUUUUGUUUGCAGAUAACAAGAGCGCGCGCUUGCAGGUUGGAAAGUGAACUCGGUCCCGGUACAAUGGCUCUUCUCCCGUGACAAGUCGCAGUGCUGUGCAACACAUUUGAAGUUUCUGUCUAACGGAGUUGUGUUUUCUUAAGGUUUAUGAGGAGCUGGAGCAAGAGAUGAACUCUGAGCAGGAAAGGCCGUUCAUUUGCAGCGCUCCAGGCUGCUCUCAGCGUUUCCCCACAGAAGACCAUCUAAUGAUUCACCGCCACAAGCAUGAGAUGACCCUCAAAUUUCCUCCCAUCAAAAGUGAUAAUAUGCUAUCAGACCAGACACCAACCCCAACACGCUUCCUAAAGAACUGUGAGGAGGUAGGACUGUUCAGUGACCUGGACUGCUCCAUCGAGCAGGAGUUCUGCAAAGUCCAAGAGGAGGAAGACACCAAACCGGUGAGAGAGUGGGGCCUGUGGCGCAGCUGCACUAAUAUCGCUCUUCAUGCACAACCAGGCCCCAACCAGCACCAGCAACCUCACAGUGGAAUGUCCAACCAUGAGAACAGCAUUGUGAUACAGCAAGCAUUGCCAUCACCACAGUCCAGCUCAGUCAUCACUCAGGCUCCAUCCACCAACAGACAGAUCGGCCCAGUUCCUGGCUCUCUCUCAACACUGCUACACAGGAGCAGACAUCGACAGCCUCUGCCAGCCUCCAUGCCUGGCACGCUGCCUGACCCAACCAUGCAGGGAUCCUCUGCCGUACUAAUGCCUAUGGAGAGACAAAUGUCCAUGGGCUCCAACAUAAUGGGCAUGCAAGGCCCCACCCACAACAGCUCCUGUUCCUCUCCUCAUGUACCAUCCAUGCAUUCAGAAGCAAAGCUGAGACUGAAAGCUGUUCUGGCUCACCAUCCAGGGCCUAUCUCCAAUGGCAACAUGAAUACAAUGGGUCACAUGAUGGAUAUGAUGUCAUCACGGCAAGAGCAGAGCGGCCAUCACCAUAUGCAUUCUCACCCUCAUCAACACAUGCAAGCCCCGCCCCAUGGUUACCCACAUCACACCCACCACCAUGGCCACACCCCGACAGGCCACCACCACCCGCAGAGCCACGGGCACCAUAACUCUCACCCAGGCCACCUACACCCUGGUCACGGGCAUCAGACGUCUCCACAUGCACCAAUGCACUCCUCUGCCCCUCAGUUAUCCCCGGCCGCGCAGCAAAUGCAACCAACACAGACACUGCAGUCUGGACAACCCAGUGGAGGUCGGCGCAGACGAGUGGUGGACGAGGACCCUGAUGAGCGUCGGCGCAAGUUUCUUGAGCGGAACCGGGCGGCAGCUACACGCUGCAGACAGAAGAGGAAAGUUUGGGUGAUGUCCCUGGAGAAGAAAGCUGAGGAGCUCACCCAGACCAACAUGCAAUUACAGAAUGAGGUGAGCAUGUUGAAGAAUGAGGUGACUCAGCUCAAGCAGCUCCUACUGACACACAAAGACUGUCCCAUCACCACCAUGCAAAAGGAGUCACAGGGUUACCUCAGUCCAGAGAGCAGUCCAGCAGGAAGUCCAACCCCUGUGUCCCAGCAGCAGGUCAUCCAGCACAACACCAUCACCACAUCCAACACGGUCUCCAAUCACUGCACAGACAUCAACCCCAUCCACUAGAGCCCCUUUAUGUCUUAGACACUCGAACAGCUGCACCGUGAGCUCCGUGAACAAAGGCACACUUCUGAGCUUCUGUGGCAACUCUUUCUUCCAUAAGUAUUUGGUACAUGUAUGGUUUCAUCUCAUGGUUUCUUUGGUGGGUUUUUUGGUUGUUUUGUUUUGUUAUAUUUUUUAAUUUGAAAAUAGUUUCAAAAGGAGGCCUAUCAAAAUGAAUCCAGUGCUGAAAUUUUUAGAAUGACCUGUUCACACAAAUUUAAGGUUCAAUAUUAUUGUGAUUUUACAUUUGAGGAGAUGUUGAGACCGUUUCUGCGUGUAUUACUGAUUAACUGUCUGUCCCUCAAAUACUACUGCCUUCCCACAUAUGCAAGUCAAACUGUAGCAUCGGUGUGGUGUGUCCUUUCUCAUUCUCUGAUCUAUAAUGCCAAAAAAAAACAAAAAACUAUUCAUUUUGUAUCUGUUUGUAUUUAAAAAUGAUUUACGAAAAGUAUUUGUCCUGUCCCACUUCCAGUCUCCUGCAAGGCGAUGAACUAAGAAAACCUAAUUGAUAAUUCAUUAUGUAUUGAUGACAAUAACGAUGUUAAACGGAAGCAAUAUACAUCAGUCUGACGAAUUCUCAACAUUUCUUUCAUUUUACCGUCAAUUUACCAGAUCGAAUUCACAUCACAACACCACAGUGUAGUAUAUUAAUUACCGCUUGGCUGGUGCUCUACUGUGCUGCUUUUAUAGCAGCAGCCAGUAAUUUUAAAAACAAUUUCUAUCACGUAGUGUUCAAGUUGAGUGUUUGCCUUGUUGAAAAUUCGUCAGAAUUCUGGUGAGGCCCACUGUUUGUGUGUAUGUGUGCAUGAAUCUCAGUGGCUGCUCUAGCCAUAUGCUGAAUCUCAGCACGGUGACAUUCUCGAUACAUCUCUACUUUAUAAAACCUCUGGGCCAAGUUACAAAGGCCUUCUGUAAAGUAAGAAAAUAAUGUAAUCACCAGUAAUCAACGUUUGUUUAAACCUGCAUGGCCAUUGUUCUGUUGGAUGAAUAUGAGGUUGAAACCUAGCCUUUUGGGGUUUUUUUUUUUUUUAGCAUGGCCAGAAGAGUCUGUCUCUUGGUUGCUCCUUAAGUCUAUGAUUAUGCAGUAUGUAAUAUGAUCAUUCAGUCUAACAGACUCAACAGAUGUUGAUUAGAUUGUCUGGAUUGAGAGACAUAUAAGUAAGAAAGCUUUAUGAGCAGCUCUUCCUAUCAAGGACCAAGCAAAGACUCAAUAGAGGUCUACAGAAUUUCCUAUGGCAGAUACGUAGGGGUCUGCAGGAGAUCAAAUCUGCUGCUGCACUGGAGAUCUUCAUAUUGAUAGCAGCUUCUUCUUACUAUAAGGACAUUCCAAUGUGAACUCUAUUUUUUGCCCUUUGUAUCUUUGUUUGGUUGUUUGUUAAAAAAAAUCUCUUUACCUCAGGACUGCAUAAUCCCAGACACGAAGCUGCCCACUAAGUGGCUGAGUAGGCCUUGAAGCCCUGAUGAGGUUGUAUCAAUUAGCUGUCUCCCUUUAAUUAUGACUUAUUACCUAGCGCUUUUUUGUCUGCCUCGAAGAGAAUGUAGCAUUUUACUAUUUCUUAACAGGUACCGAUCUAAACUAUGCUUUUCAACUCUCACAUUGUGCCUGAAAUAUUUUGUGACUUACUCACAUGAAAAGAAUGUCAGUCAUUAUUAAUAUCAAACAUUUUGUGUGUGUGUGUGUGUGUGUGUGUGUGUGUGUGCGUGUUGAAGAUUUUAUGCUCUUUUGUAAAAGUUCAGACUAAUUGCUUGCUUGCAUGGAGUCGUUCCUGGCGAUUCACUUUGGUGAACACUUGGGUAUUCCUCUGGACCUCGGAAGCCUGUGAUGAGAGCACCUUGACCUUCUUUGACUUUUCCCAGGCAUCCAUGGUCAAGCCCAAAUAAAUAGUUAAGUUUGCGCCAAAAUGUCCCCCUGAACAGGAGAAAAGGUCCUUCUUCCAGCAGCUGAACUCUCAAGUAUUCCACAGCUUGUCAAGGACAACAAAUUUUACCCUUCUUAAUUGGAACAUAUUGAUUUCCUUCGCCUUCUCAUGCAGCACUAUGUCCGGAGCGGAAGUGUGCUAAAACACCUCCAUUUUUAGAGGAGGAUCCAUGUAGCUGUCUAUGCACUUUGACCUCUGCGAGUACAGCAGAGUUUGAAAUAGCCAUAUUGAAGACUCAGUGAUUCUUCUGUUCCCACACCAGCGAGAUGCAGCCCCUGUCAUCCCAUGGAGACAGAGGUAUCGCAGCCUUUUGUAUCUCCCAAAAACAAGGAGUCCCUUAUUGGGCCACUCUACUGGAAUCCAAGGAUAUGUAUAUGUUCACUUUCAGACUUUGUGUCUAAAUUCUCUUAUAGCUUUAAAAUAUUAUAGAUAUCUCUUUAAGAUGUCUCUUAUCUACAAAACUUUGUAGAUAACCUUUGUAGGUUUUUCACACUGUGAAGGUGGCUGGGGUAGUAAUGUGAAACAAAACAAUAAUGUUUUCUAUUGAGUCUAAGACCUCAUGCGUUGCGUUUGCGUUCGGUCAGUUGCAGCAGUUAUCCAAAAUGAACAAUGUAACUGAAGCCAGCACUUGCUACAUGUAGCAUUGUAAAGAGGCUUUUUAUUUUCAUUUGUUUCCAACCGAUUUGAUUUGUGGUUUGUUACAGCUAAACGCGAACCUGUUCACAGUACAUGUGUCAUCUCAGUGUGCAUUUCAGUACUUCACUCUAGUUCCUACAUUGCAAUGUAGUGAACUGGCAAGAAGGUUGGCCACCAUAGCUGUCUUAUUCCAGACUAAAAAUAGACAUGAUAUUUGUACUGAACUCACAAGAUUUGCAUCCAUGUUCCCCAGGCAUGAAAGAUAACAUUAACGAUUAAAUGGGUCUCUAUGGAGGACCAUAUGGUUGUCGUUGGAUACAAUUAUCAUCCAGUAACAUGUCUCAGGCCACGCUGGAGUAGCAAAGUUAAACAACCAUCAGACGUCCUGCAGUAUUUCAUCUCUUCAGCCUUUUCAUUUCAAAUGACAGCAGAUCAGGUUAACGUCCACUACGGGCGACAUCACCUCUGCUCACCACAAAGGCC
Tachysurus fulvidraco (yellow catfish) is the source of this 4740-nucleotide messenger RNA. RefSeq names its product cAMP responsive element binding protein 5b (gene creb5b). The record is from RefSeq and is a predicted model, not a curated record. Gene Ontology annotation, molecular function: cAMP response element binding; DNA-binding transcription factor activity, RNA polymerase II-specific. The coding region runs from base 194 to 1666 and encodes 490 amino acids. The transcript is spliced from 11 exons. Lineage: Eukaryota; Metazoa; Chordata; Actinopteri; Siluriformes; Bagridae. Gene Ontology annotation, biological process: regulation of transcription by RNA polymerase II.